Etheostoma cragini (Arkansas darter) is the source of this 1046-nucleotide messenger RNA. It is a transcript of the gene ftcdnl1, whose product is annotated as formiminotransferase cyclodeaminase N-terminal like 1. Lineage: Eukaryota; Metazoa; Chordata; Actinopteri; Perciformes; Percidae. Gene Ontology annotation, molecular function: transferase activity; folic acid binding. The transcript is spliced from 5 exons. The record is from RefSeq and is a predicted model, not a curated record. The coding region runs from base 8 to 1000 and encodes 330 amino acids.
CAGCAGCAUGGCCGUGUCCUCCCGGGCCGGCAGGCUGGUGGCGUGUCUCCUCAACGUGUCCGAGGCUCGCAGGACGGACGUGGUGGAGACCGUGGCCACGGCGGCCCUGUACAACGCUGAAGGCGGUAGACGCGAGGGGACCACGGUGCUGAACAUCUUCAACGACCAAGACUACAACCGCUCUGUCAUCACCAUCGUGGCCACCAUCGACUCCAUCAAGGACGCGGUCUUGGCUGCGUGCGAGCGAGCCUGCGGGCUGAUCGACAUGCGCGCCCACUGCGGGGGGCACCCAUGCAUGGGUGCUGUGGACCUGGUACCCAUCUACCCCCUGGGGGAGGAUGUGGGGGUGGAGGACUGUGCUACAGAGGCUCGGGCUGUGGCUGAGGGGCUCACAGAGCGGGUCCCGGGCACCAGUGCCUUCCUGUUUGGCUGGGCGGACUCCCCCCGUCAGCGGGGGCUGGCCCAGAGGAGGAAGGAGAUGGGCUGGUUCAAGAAGACGCCGGACAUGCAGUCCAUCAGGCCCGACAUUGGGCCGCAACCACGGCAACGGUUCGGUCUCACAGGCGUCGGGGCCGGUCCAUACGUCAUGAACUGCAACGUCACCAUCGACACCCAGGACGUGGCCGUGGGACGCAGCAUCGCCGCGGCCAUCCGGGAGUCGGCCCCGGGGGGGCUGCCGGGGGUGCAGGUGCUGGCUUUGCCACAUGAGGGCGCCGUGGAGAUCGCCUGCAAUGUGGAAAGCGUGAAGGGAAGCCCUACGGGGGACACGGGUGCAGGUGAUCCGUGGCCGUGUUUCAGCGUCGGCGGCCAGCUGUACCGCCAUGCGCCAGCGUCCCUGAUCGCAGCGAGGGUGGCCCAGCUGGCGGGGGGGCAGGGGGUCGCCACCACGGGCACCGCGCUGGUGGGGUUCACCCCCCGGGAGUGCAGGGGCCUAGCAGAGCUAGCGCUGUCCCGAGGGAUCGCUGAGUUCUGGAAGGAGCAGCGCGGGGUCCGGAUGUGAAAAUGAGUCCUUGUCAAAACCGGUGAAACCUCGUUCGGGACGGGAG